CUUUCAUUCAUUUCCGGAAGAAUGUUUUAAAGCCCGUGCUUGUGUCCAGUCCUUUCCUCUUAUACCUCAACUCAGCAAUGGCUACUGGAACUUUAUAUACAUAUCCAGACAAUUUUAGGGCUUUCAAAAUUUUGACUGCCGCACAAUAUAGUGGUGCUAAGGUCACUGUUGCGCCCAAUUUUAAAUUGGGAGAGACGAACAAGACUAACGGCUUUCUUAAAAAGUUUCCUCUAGGAAAGGUGCCAGCUUUUGAAGGAUCCGAUGGCACGUGUAUUUUUGAAAGCAAUGCCAUUGCAUACUAUGUGGCUAAUGCUCAGUUGAGGGGUGAAAAUGACAAAGAUGCAGCAUUCAUUCAGCAGUUUAUUAACUUUGCUGACAAUGAAAUCUUACCACCAGCUGCAACUUGGGUUUUCCCAACCUAUGGAAUAAUGCAGUACAAUAAACAGUCAACAGAUAAGGCUAUUGAAGACAUCAAGAAAUGCUUCACUUACCUGAAUGAUCAUCUCCUAACAAGAACAUAUCUUGUUGGAGAACGGAUUUCUUUGGCCGACAUCACAGUAGCUUGUAACUUGCUUAUGCUGUAUAAACAGGUAUUGGAACCAUCAUUCAGAGCUCCUUAUGGUAAUGUAAACAGAUGGUUUACAACUGUUAUUAAUCAGCCACAAUUUAAAAAUGUUGUUGGUACCAUUGAACUCUGUGAAAAGAUGGCAAAGUUUGAUGCUGCAAAAUUUGCUCAGUUGAACCCAAAGAAGCAAAAAGAAAGCAAAGCAAAAGAGAAUAAACCAGCAAAAGAACAGAAAAAGAAAGAAACGCCAAAGAAAGAGAAGAAGGAGAAGAAAAAGAAGGAAGAAUCAGAAGAGGAUGAUGAUGUUCCUAAAGAACCAAAAAAGAAUCCUCUUGCAGAUCUUCCUCAAACGACAUUUGAUUUCGAUGUUUUUAAAAGGGAGUAUUCUAAUAAAGACACCAUCACUGAAGCUAUUCCAUACUUUUGGAAACAUUUUGACAAAGAAAACUGUUCAAUUUGGUUCUGUGAAUACAAGUACCCAGAUGAGCUGAAAAGAGUUUUUAUGACUUGCAAUCUUGUUGGUGGAAUGUUGCAAAGAAUUGAUGGUUUGCGUAAAGUUGGAUUUGGAUCUAUGAUUAUAUUUGGAGAAGAUAAUGCAAAUACUAUUUCUGGAGUGUGGGUGUUCAAAGGGAAAAAACUUGGUUUUGAGUUAUCCGAGGAUUUUCAGAUUGAUUCACCAUCGUAUGAUUUCAAAGAGUUAAACCCAGACAAUGAAGAUGAUCGUAAACUAUUCAAUGCUUACUUAGCUUGGGAAGGUGAUUUCGGUGGAAAAAAGGUCACUGAUGGAAAAAUUUUCAAAUAAACUGUGCGAGAGGCUGUAGUAUGUAGACUUUAAAACAAAUAAAUGAACUAUAUUGAGAA
This is a messenger RNA of Dendronephthya gigantea, 1426 nucleotides long. RefSeq names its product elongation factor 1-gamma-like. The coding region runs from base 78 to 1367 and encodes 429 amino acids. Gene Ontology annotation, biological process: translational elongation. Lineage: Eukaryota; Metazoa; Cnidaria; Anthozoa; Malacalcyonacea; Nephtheidae. Gene Ontology annotation, molecular function: translation elongation factor activity. Gene Ontology annotation, cellular component: nucleus; cytoplasm. The transcript has 9 exons. The record is from RefSeq and is a predicted model, not a curated record.